Messenger RNA from Schistosoma rodhaini, 3113 nucleotides. The record is from the annotation of a GenBank genome assembly. Lineage: Eukaryota; Metazoa; Platyhelminthes; Trematoda; Strigeidida; Schistosomatidae.
AUGAUCUCACCUGAAAAUAAGGAUUCUUCAGACACAAAUGCAGACAAUUCAAGUCAUUUCCAAGCACAGAUUCUAGACUCAAUUUUAAAUGGAGAUAUUUCUGACACCGGAGAGGAUCUAACAACUGAAACUAUCUCUAAAGGAAAAUUAAAACAUGAAAUGCGAAUGUUGCAAACACGCUUUCUCAAUGAUUCAACAGCAUUGCAAAAUACCAAAAGUCUCUCAAAAGCAAGGGAGGAUGAGCUCCUGGAACAAAUUAAAACAUUGUCGAUCAGACUAAAUCUGGCCACAGCUCGUUAUGAUACACUUGUAGAAGCUACAACUGAAUCUAGUGAAUUAAAAGCUGAUCUAGCUGAAACAAUAGCAUGUAAACGACGUCUGUUAAAUGAAAAUGAAGAAUUACAUAGUCAACUGAAUUCAAUACGUGAAAUUCUACUUUCAAAACUACCUAACAAGUUGGAAAACAUUGAUAUGAAUCAAUUAAAUAUCAGUAAUUAUUCCUUGUUAACUUCAAAAGAAUUCAAUGUAUUAAACAAUAAAGCUAUGAACAAUUUGUCAACUUUAGAAUUGGUGAAAGUAUGGCUACAUAGAUUUUUUAGUUUUAUCUCUGAAAAUUUUAAUCAUAAUAAUAUUAAUAAUAAAAAUUCUAACAUUGAAACUAAUCGUAAACAUGUACAAUUUGUUGAUACAACAUUAUUAUUAUCACCUAACUCAUCAUUAUCAACUGUACAAUUGAUGAAAUGUAAUCAACCUGUAAAACAAUCUAAUCAAUCUCAAUCUAAUAUUACAAAUAAUUAUAAUUUGGAUAAGAAUGAUGAUGAUCAUAUUGAGAAAAUCAACACUAAACUGAAUAGAAACAUUAUUGAUGGUGAUAAACUUAAUAUUAGUGAUAAUGACGAUUCUGUUGAAUUACAAGUUCUCCGAAAACAAAUUCAUUUAAUGAAAAUAGAUAAAGAAUAUUUUUUAAAACAGCUAUCAAAUCUUCGUAUUCAAUUAUCAACAUCUGAAGAAAAAAUUGCUUCACAACAAAAAUUAAUUAUUGAAUUAGAAAAUAAUUUAAAUCAAAUGAAUAAAAAUGCUUGUUUCUCUUGUCAAACUCAAUUACCAAUGGAUUUGAAUGCAACUAUUAGAAACCAAACUGGUGAAUUAAGCAAAUUAAUUCAAAGUGAAUUUGAACGAUUAAAGUCUAUUGAUCAAGAAAUACACAACAAAGAACUUACCUUUCUUCGAGAACAAAAAGAAAACGUCAUAUCUGAAUGUACAAAUUUAAAAUCACAAUUAAAAGAAACAGAAUGUUUGUUAAAUCAAUACAAAGAAAAGAUUGAUGAAAUGAAAAGUUCUAAUAAGUACUUGAACAAUGAACAUGAUAAUCAAUUACGUGAACAAAUCAAAACAGCAAUAAUUAAUUUAGAAGUUGAACAAACUGCUAGAAAAGAUGCAUCUUUAGAAGUUGAAAAACUUAAUGCUCAAUUAGAUGUUAGUAAAAAACUAUACUAUGAAUUAGAAUCCCGUUUCAAUCAAGAGAAAACUAUCUGGAAAAUAAAAGAGGAAGAUUAUGAAAAGAGAUUGCAUUUAUUUGAAAUAAAUGAGAAAGAGAUGAAUGAAUUAUUGUUAAACAUACACUGUGACAGUACUAAAUUAACUAACAUCUCAGCAUUUUCUCAUGAUUUGUGUUCCAAGUCAAAGAUAAAUUCUGUUUAUUUACUCAAAACUAUACAAGAAUUGAAAUCGGAAGUUAGCAGCCUGCAAAAUGAACUUGUCAAAAAGUGUCAAGAAAUUGAGGAAUUAAAAAAAAGUAUGAAUUGGAAAUCUAUAACUAAUCAACCAACUAAUUGUUUAUAUCAGACAAUAUCACAAAAAGAUAAUCAAAUUCAUGCAUUAUAUAAUCAGUUAGCAGAUAUUGAAAAAAGAUCAUUAUUGUACAAAGAAGAAAGAGAUAAGUUAGCAUCUGAACGUAAUUUACUUUGUGAAGAUUUAGAACGUCUUUUAACAAGGAGACAGAGUUUAACUAAAUUACGUGAAUUCAUUAUUUCUUUAUUACAACAAAUACAAUCUAAUUCAAAUGCUCAUUUCAAUAAAUUAUGUCAAUGCCAAAAUAAUAAUUUUAAUUUUAAUGAUAAUAAAAUUGAUAAUUCAUUAUUAAACAAAUUCAUUCAUUCGAAUAAUAAUAAUACUAAUAAUAAUUUAAUCAAUAAUAAUCGAAUUUCUAAUAUUCAUCAACAAGUUUAUGAUAUUAUACGUUCUCCAUAAAACUUAAAAAUCGAUUUUAUUUUUGUUUGGUUGUUUUGUUAUUGAUUUUUUUGUUUGGUUGUUUUGUUAUUGAUUUUUUUGUUUGGUUGUUUUUUUUGUUCUCAUUCAAUACAAACUUCUUAUUAGAAAUGUUGAAAACAAAAAAAAAUACAUCCAAUGUGUAUAAAAAUCAUUAUUUGUACAAAAUAUUUAUUAUUUAAACAAUAUUUUCACUUUUAAUAUUUUAAUUGGAAUUUGUUUACUUUCGUUUUUUUUUAAAAAGAUAUCGAUUAUAUUUAUCAAUGAUCAUGAAUGAUUUAAAAUUUCAGUUUCAUUGUAUUAAAUUAAUUUAUAUUUUAAUAGUUGAGAUCAUAAGUCAAUAAAAGCUAGACCACUAUGGAAAACUUGGAAGCAUUGGAUGGCCGUUUUUUUCGCGAGGUGAGAUCGUGAAUGCGCACUGCUGAGUAAGAGUCCCACAAUAAGACGAAAUGGUCAUUCAGUUCUUUCAGGUUUUCCAUGGUCAUCUAGCUUCGAUUGAAUCAUGAUCUGAACUAUUAAAAUUACUAUAAUAUUCACAUUAACCUCUUCUGAUUGUAAUUUAUAUUCAGGGAUUUUUAAACUAAUAUUAAUUAAUAUUUAUCUCUUGGUAAUUAAUUUAUUAUAAUUUUUAUUUAAUUUUUUUCUGAUAGAAAUUAUUUCACAACAUGCUUUGAAUAUUGAACUUUCGCAAAUUGUUUUAUCAGAUGAUUUGCUUUUUUUUAAAAAAAAACUAUGUCUAUAAUUAAUUUACUAUUAUAGGUUUCUGUGAUUGUUUUCCACAUUGUAUAUGUACAUAAUGAUCUAAAGCUAUAAGCAUUGAUUUAAGUUUAAGCAUAAUAAAUCAU